UCAAGAAGCCGGGCAAGGACGACUACACUCUGGCAAAAGCGUGGCGGCCGAUCUCACUGCUAGCUACCUUGGGUAAAGUGCUGGAAUCGGUGAUUGCGGAGAGGAUAUCACAUGCGGUUGAGUCCUACGGUCUCUUACCGACGAAUCACUUCGGGGCAAGAAAACAACGGUCGGCUGAGCAAGCGCUCUUGCUCCUCCAAGAGCAGGUGUUCACGGCGUGGCGAGGUCGGCGCGUGCUCAGCCUGGUCAGCUUCGAUGUGAAAGGGGCGUAUAAUGGGGUGUGCAAGGAAAGACUGAUCGAGAGGAUGAGGGCGCGAGGCAUUCCGGAGGAUCUCCUCCGGUGGGUAUCGGCCUUCUGCUCCGACCGCACAGCAUCGAUCCAAGUCAACGGACAAUCGUCGGAGAGGCGAAGCUUGCCCCAGGCAGGCUUGCCACAGGGAUCGCCGUUAUCUCCCAUCUUGUUCCUCUUCUUCAAUGCGGACCUGGUACAGCGACGAAUCGACAGCAACGGAGGAGCAAUGGCCUUUGUCGACGACUUUACGGCAUGGGUCACAGGACGCACAGCCCGAGACAACCGCGAGGGCAUCGAGGCCAUCAUCGGUGAUGCCCUCGACUGGGAGAGAAGGAGCGGAGCCACGUUCGAGGCGGACAAGACAGCCAUCAUUCACUUCACCCGGAAAGACUACAAGUCGGACCCGGACGCCUUUACAAUCAAAGGUCAAAUCGUUCAACCGAAGAAACACACCAAGAUCCUCGGCGUCAUCAUGGACGCUGGGCUCAAGUACAAAGAACAUAUCGCGAGGGCGUCGUCGAAGGGUCUACAAGCGGCACUCGAGCUGCAGCGACUCAGGGGCCUGUCACCAGCGACGGCGCGACAGCUGUUCACAGCAACGGUGGCGCCGGUGGUGGACUACGCCUCCAACGUAUGGAUGCACGCGUACAAG
This is a messenger RNA of Colletotrichum incanum, 944 nucleotides long. Lineage: Eukaryota; Fungi; Ascomycota; Sordariomycetes; Glomerellales; Glomerellaceae. The record is from the annotation of a GenBank genome assembly.